AUGGAUAAAUCUACAUCCGAGCCAACUUGUACUGUCUGUCUUGAUCUUACCGCGCAUCCUCAUCCACUCUACGGUGACGAAGACCCUCCGACGGUAGCAGCUCUCGAGGCUUCUUCAGAACAGGGAUGCUGGGGAUGUAAGGUCAUGGUCGAUUUAUUUCACACUCAGGAUCUCGGCCACGGAGUUCAGUACUCGAUACAGUUGUUCAGUCCGGGUCAUGGGUUUGAUCACGAUAUACGCGUGGCCAUCUGGAAUAGCGAAACAAACCCAAAAAUACUAUCGAUGGCAACUCGGUGGUUCGACAUCCUUAGUUUUCCAGGAUCCGACGAAGCUCUUGCACAUGUGUGUGGCUGGCUUGAAAAUUGUGCAAAGGAGCACCGUAAUUGUCCUGGCGUAGACCACAAUACACAACUGCCAACAAGAGUGCUCAGAAUUGCUGGACCUAAGCAUGUCAGGCUUCAUGUAUCAGUACCGGGAGAAUUCGAGCCCUACCACCAAGCUGGUAUAGUGUGGGAAGAUCUUCCGAAAACUUUCCAACACGCCAUCGACUUCACACAUCGCUUAGGCUUCGAGUACCUGUGGAUCGACAGUCUUUGCAUCAUACAAGAUUCUGUGAGCGACUGGCGUCACGAGGCGGGCAGCAUGGCCGGAGUCUAUGAGGGUUCAAGCUUAACGCUAUGCGCCAGUCUAUCUGCGGAUUCUCGUGGAGGCUGCUAUGCGAUUGCUGAGCCUGAGCAUCUAUCUCGAGGCUUGCUCCUGACAGACUCCGACUCGCAAUCCUUCAGAAUACACACUCGUCAGAGAUUGGAGCACAUAGAUCUCAACCUCCAAGAUGGGAAAACCGGGCUUCCGUUAUUAAGCAGGGGCUGGGCUUUGCAAGAACGGUUACUGUCGCCACGAACUGUUGAGCCCCAUGAUUGGAUGAAAACAUCCAUUGGACAAGUCUCUCUGUCGUGGAACUACGUUGUACAAACUUAUUCGCGAACAAGCUUGAGUCUUUCAAAGGAUAUCUUCCCAGCCCUGCAAGGACUUGCCAAAAAGGCACCACCUACGAUGGGACAAUACCUAGCCGGUCUCUGGUGCGAAACUUUGGUCGUUGGCUUGAACUGGUCUGCGGUAGACCCGGAAAAUCACCUAAGACCCAAGGAAUGGCGCGCUCCCACUUGGUCGUGGGCAUCAGUCAUGGGACCUUUGUACACAGAUUCGCUUGACAGGGAAAAAUCCAGCAGAAUGCCAUCAAUAAAGGUGAUUGACGCGAAGACAACCUCCAAGGGAACUGAUCCUACAGGUGAGCUAUCAUCAGGCGAGCUACUUAUUAGGGGACGUGGUGUGAAGAUGCAGGUCGUUCAUGGUAGCGGGUCUGAUAGAACUGGAUCGUUCUAUGGUUCAUACAGAGGACCUUCACUCUCCCUGCUACAUGGAAACGAGGCACUGGAACGUUCAAACGAGGUUUUCAGGACGAGUUGGGACUAUGCAAUCGCUGCGCCAGGUCCAGAUCAUGUUCCCGAUGGCUCAGAAGUGAUCAUGGUAAAGAUUUUGGAAGAGGUCCACAACUUGGGUACAUUGUUGCGGGAGAGUUUGAUUGGAUCACGAUUUCCAGUCGAAUCAUCCUGGCUUAUCCUCCAAAGCAACAAACACGAACCAGAAGCUUUUGAACGCCUUGGUAUUGUGCUUGGUAUUACGUUUGCAAAUGCGAGCGAAUUUUUUUUUAUCUACAUGUAG
Molecule: messenger RNA, 1722 nt
Organism: Parastagonospora nodorum SN15
Lineage: Eukaryota; Fungi; Ascomycota; Dothideomycetes; Pleosporales; Phaeosphaeriaceae
Exons: 4
Coding region: 1-1722 (573 amino acids)
Source: RefSeq, a predicted model, not a curated record